AUGAAUCCUGAAAAGACUUUCCAUAUGCGAAUAGUCAGUAGAAGUGACAAAGAUGGUAGGACGUAUAAUAUACCAACAGCUUCUGAGGUUGCUGCUUUGAUUCCUGGAGAUUUUAAUUUAGGAAUGGAUAAGCGCGAUAUUGUUCUACAGCACAAGUCUGGACGACUUACAAAGAUUGAUGAGAUUCAUAUAUCCUAUCUAGCCCUUCAAUAUCCUCUGUUAUUUGUGUAUGGGGAGGAUGGUUUCAGGGUCGGAAUUAAGAAGGGUGUGACAGAGGCUUCAAAGAAACUGAAAAAGGAUACUAUUAGUAUGAGGCAGUUUUUUGCUUUCCGGAUUCAAGAGCGAGAAAAUGAGUCACAUGCUCUGCUUUACUCAAGAAGGUUAUUUCAACAAUUCAUAGUGGAUGCCUAUACGACAAUAGAAUCUAACAGAUUGAGGUAUUUGAAGCUUAAUCAGACUAGCUUGCGUUCAGAUAGUUAUGACUCUAUCAAGGAGUCUGAAAAUGCCGGCAACAUAUGUAUGAAUGAACAAGCUAUGUAUACAGUUGAGUUUCAAAAAAGAAGUUUGCCACAUGCUCACAUUCUGCUUUUUAUGCAACCGUGCUCCAAAUUUCAUAAAACCGAAGACAUAGAUAAGAUUAUAUCAGCAGAGAUCCCAGAUAAGGCAUCUGAUCCAGCUCUUUACAAUGUUGUGAAAGAUAUGAUGAUUCAUGGUUCGUGUGGAGCUGCUAAUAUGAAUUUACCAUGUAUGGAAAAUGGGAGGUGUGAGAAAAAUUUUCCAAAACAAUUUGCUGAGAAUACUACAGUGAAGAAAGAUGGAUUCCCAGUUUAUAGAAGACGUGAUCUAUCUAACCGUUAUGUUGAGAAGAAUGGUUUGAAAUGUGAUAACAGAUGGGUCAUCCCUUACAACAAGAAACUCUCUCUUCGUUAUCGAGCUCACAUUAAUGUAGAGUGGUGCAACCAGACUGGUUCUAUUAAGUAUUUGUUUAAUUACAUUAAUAAAGGAGCGGACCGUGUGACUGUAAUUGUCGAACCACCAGGGCCACAAGGGGAUCAAACAACAGCAACGACUCAUCCAUCCUCAAAAUAUGUUUCUACUUGUGAAGGAUCUUGGAGGAUUUUUAAGUUUCCUAUACAUUAUAGAUCGACAGCGGUUGAGAAGCUAUCAUUUCAUCUACCAGGGAAACAAAACAUUAUCUUCAGAGGGAAGGAAAAAUUAAAGGAAGUUGUUGGUCGUAAACUCAUCGAAAACACAAUGUUCUUGGCGUGGUUUGAGUUGUGUAAGGUUGAUGCAUUCGCCCGGACUCUUACAUAUGUGCAUAUUCCCAACUACUACACAUAUUCGAAGAGCCAGAAGAAGUUCAAUAGAAGGAAACAAGGAUUUAGUGUUGGAAGAAUUAAUUAUGCCCCACGUAAGCAAGAAAGUUCUUAUUAUCUUAGAGUGUUGUUGAACUAUGUCAGAGGUCCUACGAGCUAUGAAGACAUUAAAACCUACAAAGAUGUCGUUUAUGAAGGCUACAAAGACGCAUGUUAUGCUCGAGGAAUAUUGGAUGAUGACCAGGAGUAUAUCGAUGACUUAGUGAGACGUAGUUAUGAUAGCUCUGCAACUGUGGUUCGUGAUCUUUUUGUUCUGAUGCUCAUGUCAGAUAGUCUAUGUCAGCCAGAGAAAGUUUGGGAACAGACUUGGGAACUGUUAUCCGAAGAUAUUGAGUAUUCACGCAGAAAGCAUUUCAACAGGCCAGGACUUAUUCUAAGUGACGAUGAGAAGAAACUAUAUGCUCUCAUUGAGAUUGAGAAGCUUCUUAAAAGGAGUGGGAGUUCACUUUCCUUAUAUGAAUCUAUGCCAAAGCUUCCUGAAAAUGCCAAACCUAUCGAAAAUGUUUUGAUCUUGGAUGAACUAAGUUAUGAUCUUGAAGAGAUGCAAUCCACUCAUGAUAUAGAUAUUAUGAAGAUGACUGAGGAACAAAGAAAGAUAUAUGAUGAGAUCAUUUGCGCUGUUCUAAAAGAUAGAGGCGGUAUGUUCUUUGUUGAUGGGUUUGGUGGCACUGGAAAAACUUUUCUUUGGAAACUGCUCUCAGCUGCGGUGAGAUGUAGGGGAGAUAUAGUUCUAACUACUGCAUCUAGCGGAAUUGCUUCUCUGUUGUUACAAGGUGGAAGGACUGCUCACUCCCGUUUUGGCAUACCUAUCAAUCCUGAUGAGUUUAGUACAUAUACAUUGCCUCAUGGAUCAGAUAAAGCUAAUUUGAUCAAGGAAGCUUCACUUAUUAUUUGGGACGAAGCACCAAUGAUGAGCAAACAUUGUUUUGAGUCUUUAGACAGGAGUUUGAAUGAUCUUAUGGGAAAUCACAGUAAAAAACCAUUUGGUGGAAAGGUUAUUGUGUUUGGAGGUGAGUUUCGACAAGUACUUCCUGUUAUUACUGGAGCUGGGAGGGCGGAGAUAGUGUUGGCUGCCAUGAAUUCGUCAUAUCUCUGGGAAUAUUGUAAGGUUCUCAAACUAACUAAGAAUAUGAGAUUGUGUUCAGACAAUCUAACAUACGAAGAGGCCAGAGAUCUAAAAGAAUUUUCGGAGUGGAUUUUGGCUGUUGGUGAUGGGAGAAUAGCUGAGCCUAAUGAUGGGGAUGCAUUAAUUGAUAUUCCAGAAGAGUUUCUGAUCAUGGACCCAAAAGACCCUAUAGAAACUAUAAGUCAUGCCAUCUACGGAGAUACUGAUUCAUUAAGAGGAAUAAAAUAG
Brassica napus (rape) is the source of this 2730-nucleotide messenger RNA. RefSeq lists its product as uncharacterized. The coding region runs from base 1 to 2730 and encodes 909 amino acids. NCBI's taxonomy places the organism in Eukaryota, Viridiplantae, Streptophyta, Magnoliopsida, Brassicales, Brassicaceae. The transcript is spliced from 4 exons. The record is from RefSeq and is a predicted model, not a curated record. Gene Ontology annotation, molecular function: DNA helicase activity. Gene Ontology annotation, biological process: DNA repair; telomere maintenance.